This is a messenger RNA of Pochonia chlamydosporia 170, 1287 nucleotides long. Its product is annotated as amidohydrolase domain-containing protein. The transcript has 2 exons. The record is from RefSeq and is a predicted model, not a curated record. NCBI's taxonomy places the organism in Eukaryota, Fungi, Ascomycota, Sordariomycetes, Hypocreales, Clavicipitaceae. Bases 1 to 1287 code for a protein of 428 amino acids. Gene Ontology annotation, molecular function: hydrolase activity, acting on carbon-nitrogen (but not peptide) bonds.
AUGGAAAUCAAGACAAUAACAGUCCAUGCCGGAACAAUUUUCGACGCCAAAGCGAGACAAUUCAAAGAAAAUGUAUCAAUUACAGUGGACCCCCGAACAGGCAGUAUCGUCAGUGUACGCCAGCGGGACAGCCCAACCGCCAAUCUAAGAGACGGCGAUAUUGAUCUCCGCGACAAGAUAGUCAUGCCUGGAUUCGUAGACGCACAUACUCACAUAUUCCUACACGCAUACAAAGAGCGGUCCUCCCUAGAGCAGAUGAGAGAUGAAAGUAUCGUGGAACGGACAAUCCGUGCAACAAAUCACGUUCGCCGGGCUCUGCUCUCAGGAUACACCACAUACCGCGACCUGGGCACAGAGGGAAUGGCAUCGUUCGACACAAACGUACGAGAUGCUAUUAACCGCGGUCUCAUCCCCGGGCCACGACUCUUCGUGGCAACUGAAUGUCUCGCAUCCACAGGCUCAUAUCAACUGCGUCUGGAAAAUACCGCCAACGGGGCCUCUGGUCCGCGAAUCUCAGAUCCCUGCGACGGACCUGUAUCGUGCAGGGCUGCCGUACGCAGACGAGUCGCCGCAGGAGCAGACAUCAUCAAGUUCUACGCCGACUACUCCCGCCAAGCGAUGCGGUUCCCGGCCGUGGAAACUCACGGGUCAAGCAUCCCCGUUCAAUUCCCGCCUAGGAACCCGAACCCGCCGAUAGUCAUGUUCAACCAAGAUGAGAUGAAUGCAAUUGUGGAGGAAGCCCAUCUCGCUGGCCUCCCGGUAGCAUGCCACGCCAGCACCGCCAAGGGAGCGGCCAUGGCAGCAAAAGCAGGUGUAUCCAGCAUCGAACACGGAAACUUCAUCACAGAAGAGGUGUUCGCGGAAAUGCACCGCAACAACUGCAUCUUUGUGCCUACUUUGGGAAUUAUGGAGGUGCUUAGGAAGCACGACCUGGCUAGACUGCAGCGCAAUGUGAAGAAGGCGUUUGACAUGGGUGUUCGGCUUGCGGCGGGCGGUGACACAGGCGCGUUUAAUCACGGCGAGGGCGCGCGAGAGAUGGAGCUCAUGAUUGAUGCGGGUGUUCCGGUGGAAGAUGUCUUGGAGGCAUGUACGGUGGGCGGGUGGGAGUCGUGCGGGAAGGAUGCCUGCGGGUAUAGGUUUGGGUGGUUUGAGGAGGGGAAUAGAGCUGACAUUAUUGCGUUGGAUGCUGAUCCGAGGGUCGACAGGGAGGCUUUGAGGAAGGUGAGUUUUGUGAUGAAGGAUGGACGGGUGUGGAAGAGAGGUGGUGAGGCGGUUGGAGUAGAGUGA